CAGCUUACUUGCCCUGCAUUUGCUUCAUUCCGAAACGGUUCAACGGUUGUUUCCAGAGACGAUCUAAUGUCAGAUUCUCCGUCGCUGUAUUUGCUUUCGGACACAAUAGAUGCCUUGACAACGCCUGGUACGCCAGUUUUCUGUACAGGCGUAAUUUGGUGUAUUGUCACUGUCGGCACUUGGCUUGUCUCGACUCUUACAGGGAAUUAUUCGCAGGUCGACAAAUUGUGGAGCAUUCUACCGGCGGUGUACGCAUGCAUCGUUGUAUGCGACGCUAGGACUACGCUCAUGGCAGCAGUUACCACUUUUUGGAGCCUAAGAUUGACAUAUAAUUUUUAUCGACGCGGUGGAUACGCGUGGCCGCCGUGGCGAGGCGAUGAAGACUAUCGAUGGAGUUAUGUAGCGCAAGGGAAGAUGGUAUCCAUCUUAGCAAACCCUGUCGUAUGGCACUUUUUCAAUCUAGCAUUUAUCAGCAUCUUCCAGAAUGUUCUGCUCUUGUUGAUUGCGGCGCCGUCCAUUGUCGCUCAUGUCCACGCUGUCUCGGUAGAUUUUACUUCAGGAAACGCGCUCACUAGCGUCGACUUCAUUGCUGCGUUUUCGGCAAUGACGUUUAUAUGCAUCGAGGCAAUUGCUGACAAUCAGCAGAACACGUUCCAAACGGAAAAGUACAGACGCAAGAAUGCAGGCGAAGCAUUGGAGGGAGAGUACUUGCAGGGAUUUUUGCAAUCGGGUCUUUUUGCGAUUGUGCGAAAGCCCAACUAUGCUGCCGAGCAGUGCCUAUGGACCUCCUAUUCUCUCUUCGCAUUUAGCUGUACCGGUGUCAUGAUUCAUUGGUCUUAUAUUGGAUGUAUUCUUUUGGCGCUGUUAUUCCAAGGCUCUGGCAGAUUGACGGAAAGGAUUACCCGGGAAAAGUAUUCUGCGUACGCUGGCUAUCAACAACGGGUGCCACUCUACGUCCCUAGCUGGACGAUUUUGAGUAACGGGAAAGGAAAAAUUAGCUAA
Messenger RNA from Phaeodactylum tricornutum CCAP 1055/1, 1002 nucleotides. RefSeq lists its product with no specific name. The coding region runs from base 67 to 1002 and encodes 311 amino acids. Gene Ontology annotation, biological process: lipid metabolic process. Lineage: Eukaryota; Bacillariophyta; Bacillariophyceae; Surirellales; Neidiaceae. Gene Ontology annotation, molecular function: oxidoreductase activity, acting on the CH-CH group of donors. Gene Ontology annotation, cellular component: membrane. The transcript has a single exon. The record is from RefSeq and is a predicted model, not a curated record.